Miscanthus lutarioriparius is the source of this 1545-nucleotide messenger RNA. The record is from the annotation of a GenBank genome assembly. NCBI's taxonomy places the organism in Eukaryota, Viridiplantae, Streptophyta, Magnoliopsida, Poales, Poaceae.
AUGGCGGCGGAGCUCCACUUCGUGCUGGUGCCGGUGAUGGCGCAGGGCCACUUGCUCCCUAUGCUCGACCUGGCGCGCCUCAUCGCAGGUCACGGCGCGCGCGUCACCGUCGUGCUGACGCCCGUGAACGCCGCGCGCAACAGGCCCUUCCUGGAGCACGCCGCGCGGGCGGGGCUUGCCGUCGAGUUCGCCGAGUUCGCCUUCCUGGGACCCGCGCUGGGCCUGCCCGAGGGCUGCGAGAGCGUCGACAUGGUGACGGACCUGUCCCUCAUAGUCCCGUUCUACGAUGCCAUGUGGCUUCUCGCCGCGCCGCUCGAGGCGUACCUCCGGUCGCUGCCCCGGCGCCCCGACUGCCUCGUCGCCGACUCGUUGGCCCCCUGGACGGCGGGCGUCGCGUGGCGCGUCGGCGUCCCGCGGUUGGUGCUCCACGGGCCGUCCGCGUUCUACCUCCUCGCCGUGCACAACCUCGCCAAGCACGGCGCGUACGACGGCGCCGCCGGCGACUUGGAGCCGUUCGAGGUGCCGGACUUCCCAGUGCGCGCGGUUGUCAGCAGGGCGACGUCGCUCGGGUUCUUUCAGUGGCCAGGGAUGGAGAGGUUCCGGCGGGAGACGCUGGAAGCCGAGGCUACCGCUGACGGCCUGCUCGUCAACACGUGCUCGGCCUUGGAGGGCGCGUUCGUCGAGGGCUACGCGGCGGCGCUCGGCCGGAAGGUAUGGGCUGUCGGGCCGCUCUGCCUCACCGAUGCCGACGCAGACACGAUGGCGGGUAGAGGCAACCGUGCGGCAAUGGACACCGGGCACAUCGUGUCCUGGCUCGACGCGCGGCCGGCAGCGUCUGUGCUCUAUGUCAACUUCGGCAGCAUCGCCCGCCUGUUCCCAACGCAGGUCGCCGAGCUCGCCGCCGGCCUGGAGGCGUCGCGCCGGCCGUUCAUCUGGUCGACUAAAGAGACCGCCGGACUGGACGCGGAGUUCGAGGCCCGCGUCAAGGACUACGGCCUCGUCAUCCGCGGGUGGGCGCCGCAGAUGACCAUCCUGUCGCACCCCGCCGUCGGCGGCUUCUUGACGCACUGCGGGUGGAACUCGACGCUCGAGGCCAUCUCCAACGGCGUGCCGCUGCUGACCUGGCCGCAGUUCGCCGACCAGUUCCUGAACGAGGCGCUGGUCGUGGACGUGCUCGGCGUCGGCGUCCGCGCCGGCGUGAAGGUACCGGCCACGCAUGCGAUGCUCCUGAAUCCCGGGGACCCACUGGAGGUGCAGGUCGGGAGGGACGAUGUGGAGAGGGUGGUGGCCGAGCUGAUGGACGACGGGCCAGCGGGCGCGGGGCGGAGGGCCAAGGCGAAGGAGCUCGCCCACAGAACGGUGGCCGCGGUGACCAAUGGCGGCUCGUCGGACAUGGACUUGAAGAGCAUGCUCCGUCACGUUGUGGAGCUGUCGCGAAAGGAUGAACACUUGGUCCGUGGUGCAGCGGAUGCUGCGAUCAAGGACAAGGAGAAGAAGAUGGACAUGGACGACUCGGAUGACCAUACUCAGAGUGGCAUCCUGUGA